This is a messenger RNA of Puntigrus tetrazona (Sumatra barb), 2677 nucleotides long. RefSeq names its product CUB and zona pellucida-like domains 1, tandem duplicate 2 (gene cuzd1.2). Lineage: Eukaryota; Metazoa; Chordata; Actinopteri; Cypriniformes; Cyprinidae. Gene Ontology annotation, cellular component: cell surface. The record is from RefSeq and is a predicted model, not a curated record. The transcript has 21 exons. Bases 87 to 2555 code for a protein of 822 amino acids.
UUGAUGUGUCAUAAAGAAAUCCUCCUUAGGAUGGGUUUGACUAUAUAAGCCGAAUAACAGAUGACUAACUUGAUCAGUACAGAAAAAUGGACGCUUUGACUCUCCUUCUCUGUCUGCUUCUAACUGUUAAGACAUCUCAGGCAUCAUGUGGUGGCACAAUGACUGAUUGGAUGGGUGAAUUUUCCAGCCCUCAGUACCCUAGUAACUACCCUGAUAACUCACGAUGCACAUGGACCAUCCGUAGCACAGGGGCGACAACCGUGUUAUUGAGCUUCAGUGAUGUUUUUUUGGAAGAAUGCUGUGAUUACAUCCGAGUAUAUGAUGGUCCGACUACGCUCUACCCCUUACUGGGAGAAAUACGGGACUACGCGACCAAACAGUACAUCUCCAGCAACAAUGAUUUGACUGUGCUUUUCUAUAGUGACAGCAGUGUAUCAAGAAGAGGAUUUCAUGCAAACUGGUUCUUUGUAGAUUCUAAUUCAUGCAGGAAUAACUGUGGAUAUUCCCUUGGCACUUGUUCGUGUGACGACUCCUGUCAGAACAACAGAAACUGUUGCUAUGACUACAAAAGCUACUGCUCACUGACGACAGCUUGGCCGACUACAACAGAUUUCCCCUCCUGCAUGUAUAACUGUGGACAUGACCUCGGCAGCUGCUCAUGCACCUACGACUGUCAGUACUAUGGGAACUGUUGCCCUGACUAUGACAGCUACUGCCAAGAGACAACCACAUGGCCAACAACAACAGCUCCCUCCUGCAGGUAUUCCUGUGGAUAUGACCUUGAAUUGUGCUCAUGCUCCUACGAGUGCAAGUUCUCUGGCUACUGUUGCCCUGACUAUGAAAGUUUCUGUAUAGCAACAAUUCACCCGCCAGAUGAUCCAACAGCACCCUCCUGCAUGCAUAACUGUGGAUACCACCUUCUUCACUGUUCAUGCUCCAGAGCCUGUCAGUACUUUGGUGACUGUUGCCAUGACUAUGAAAGCGUCUGCUUGAGAACAACAACACCAACAACUACAACAACAUCAACUCACAUGGCAGAUACAGCAGAUGCAUACUCUUGUGAGAAUAACUGUGGUCAAAGGUUUCCCCUCUGUAGUUGUGACUACGACUGUCAGUACUAUGGCAGCUGUUGCCUUGACUACGAUAACUACUGCUCAAUAACAACUACUGCUCACUGGGAAACAGCAGGUCCGUCCUGCAUGUUUAACUGCGGAUACAAUUUCAGCAGCUGUUCAUGCAACCACGACUGUCAGUACUAUAACAACUGUUGCUAUGACUAUCACUGGUAUUGUCCAUCAUACCCAACUACAGAUCCAGUUCCUCACCCUGAGUGUGGAGGACACCUGUAUGGUUCUGGGCUGUUUUCCAGUCCAAACUACCCAAACUAUUAUCAUGACAAUGCCUACUGUGUGUGGUAUCUCUCUGCUCAGCAAGGACAGAGGAUCUUUCUGACAUUUGCUGAUGUGCAAUUGGAGCGCUGCUGUAACUGUGACUACAUCACAGUGUAUGACGGCUCUUCCACUGGUCAUUCACAGCUGGGAAAGGUCUGUUUUAAUGACACCACACACCAGGUGUUUCACUCUUCUUCACGAUACUUGACUGUUGUCUUCAGAAGUGACUACUCUGGUGUCAGCCAUGGUUUCAAGGCUCUUUUCACAAGCUCUCUGACUGAAGAUCAAGGUCGUGUGGAUUGUUCCUCAGACAACAUGGUCAUUGUCAUUCAGAGAUCUUACCUGAACUCACUCGGCCUGAGUACAAAUGACCUUUAUGUAGACGACCAUCUUUGCAGACCCUCCAUUAGCAGUACUGAAGUUACGUUCAGCUUCCCUCUUGAUGCAUGUGGGACCUCCAAAGAGAUGAUGAAUGGUUAUGUGUCCUACACCAACAAUGUACGGGCCUCUCAGUCUCAAUCAGGUGAAAUCACCCGUCAGUCACAUUUCCUGCUACGCGUGGGCUGUCGAAUGGAGCCAGACACAAUGGUGCAGAUAUUCUACAAGACCAGGGAGAACAUCAAUGCCAACAUCACAGGAACAGGCCGCUUCAAUGCCAGCAUAGCCUUCUACACCUCCAGCAGUUUCCACCAGCAGAUUUAUGACUCUCCGUACGAAGUGAACCUGAAUCAACUUCUGUAUGUUCAGGUCAAGCUAAACAGGCCUGACAACAGUCUGGAUCUCUUCCUGGACACCUGUGUAGCGUCUCCAAAUCCCAAUGACUUCAAAGACCGCUCCUAUGACCUGCUGCGUAACGGAUGUCCCAGAGACAACACAUAUUAUUCAUACACCAGUGGUGAAUACUACUACGCUCAGUUCAGUUUCCAGGCUUUUAAGUUCCUCCGGACUCAUGCCUAUGUGUACCUGCAGUGUAAGGUGAUCAUCUGCCCUGAUAACGAUUACAACUCUCGCUGCCGCCAAGGUUGUCACUACCGUCGCAAGAGAUCUCUUGACAGCACCUACCAGACCAAAACUGUUACGCUGGGGCCAAUCAAACUCAAAGGUCAGAGGCCAGUAGCAGGACUAAAACGUGCUGUGAAGGAUUUGGAGAAGUCAAAGGAAUGAAGUCAUCAUUUUCUUGAUAUUUACUUAAAUCAUUACUAUUAAUCAAUCUUUAUUAGCCACCCAGCAAUUAAAUCUAAAUACAAAUUGCAUUUUGCAGUUCAAUAAAGCACUUUAAAAAAGCA